CCACAAGGUGGAAGAGAAGGACAACCAAGCCAUUGGCACGUGGAAUGCAGGCUCAGGCGUGGACGGUGCCUGCGGGACCUUGCUUUGCUCCAUCUGGCGAUGCCAAGGGCGCAGCAUACUGUGCGAGCAGCCUGCAUCUCGCCAGGAUGCCCUUCUCCUCCUCUCGCUCAGGCAGCAUCGCUCAUGCAUGGUGUCCAGGUCGCAUCUCGUAUCGGCGAAGGCCAGCGGUGGUCGUACGCCAGCGAGACCACCAUGAGCAUCCCGGAAAGACCAAUAGGCUACGCCAUACCGCCAACAACUUGCCGUCAAUCCCACCCUCGGAGGGUCCCAGCCGAUCUCCUAUCCACGCGGAAUCACCUGCUAGCGUCUUCCAUCGCGCCAGGGAAAAAAAUCAGCCGCAACUACGGCGCAAAUAAUUCCCAGCACAGUCAACAACUUAUCACUUAUCAAGCGCCCUAUACAGUCGAGGCAUCCCUGCCAACGAGUGCUAUCGCGCGCCAACCCCUGCCAACAACAAGGCAUUAUCGUUGGAGCCAGAUGCAGGCAAUAUGUGCCUAUUUAUAUAUUUCUACGCAUACGGAGUACUCGUACAUAUAUCCUGAAACUGUAUAGCUACAGUACUGCUUCAUGCCGGAAUUACGCCUCGGUUCUACAUGAAUGGCUGCUAUAGGUUGACUCGUCUGAUUCCGGUCGGUACCACAUUCGGCUCAAUAUUGCCCGCUUUGGGACAGACCAGUGAAGUUUCGGAUGCAAAAAGACGCCACCAGCCCAGCGGCCUCAUUGGUGAUAACAGUCAACAUUUGUUGAUACCCGCUCCUCUGGCCCCCUUGUGCCUACCGUGCCGGAGUCAACGACUAACACUGCCGCCACCGCAUGGCCUGCUCAUGAGCAGCAGCAGUCUGCUUUGCCAUAAAUGUGAAGUGGCUUUUUUGAAAAGGUCACAAAGGGAUGGCUGUGGCGUAUCUACCGAGAUGACACGGAGUCAAACUGAGCAACCGUCUACACUCAGCCGAAUAAACUAAC
This is a messenger RNA of Trichoderma asperellum CBS 433.97, 1023 nucleotides long. The record is from RefSeq and is a predicted model, not a curated record. NCBI's taxonomy places the organism in Eukaryota, Fungi, Ascomycota, Sordariomycetes, Hypocreales, Hypocreaceae.